AUGGCCAACAACAAGGCGGAUUCUCCCGAGAGGGCCUCGAAGAAGCACAAGCCCGAUCACGAUGACAGCGGAGAGGACUCGGACAGCUCGUUGGAGGCCGACUUCCUGUUCAAUGACCCCGCGCCGGAAGACAGCGACGGAAUCCUGGCCAUCAUCCAGGGCUACCUCAAGAAAGUGCAGUGGGAGCCCCCGAAGGACGCCAUGGACUCCACGUACGGCAUCCUGGCGCACCUGAUAGCGAACCAGCCGAAUCUCGGCACGUUGGUGAAGACCGGCGACGACGAAGACGAGCAGGCCUUCGUCAUGGCGGUGCUCUCGCUGCUCAACCUGAGGAUGUACAAGCAGCUAGAGACGCUGCAGGACGCCAUCAUCGCACUGACCAAGCAACACGGAUCGCAGCAGGACCUGGAAGCCAUGACCAAGAUCCUGGGCAGUGAACGCAACCAGAUAGGGCUGCUGGUCAACGAGCGCCUGGGAAACAUACCCACGCAACUGAUAGGGAGCCUGCAUCAGUGCCUGUACGACGACCUCAACUGGUCGCUGGAGAACGCCGACGACGAGGAAGAGCGCAAGUUCUACAAGUUCACGCACCUCAUCUCCAUAAGCCGCGUGUUCACGGACAACGCGAAGGAUUUCCAGGCGAAGCACAUGGUGUACGUCAAACCGGAGGAACGCUUCUACUGCGAGGAGGCCACCGUCAAGUUCAUGUGGACCACGGGGGAGUCGAACAAGGUCGACUUCUACGAGGACGGCGACGAGAGCAAACCGUCGAAAACGCGCGUCGUACCGGAAGCGAUGAUGUUCAUCUGCGUGCCUAUCGGCAAGUUCAAGGGCGUGGUGCGGAAAAUCGCAGAAACCUUUGCCUGA
Molecule: messenger RNA, 867 nt
Organism: Babesia bigemina
Lineage: Eukaryota; Apicomplexa; Aconoidasida; Piroplasmida; Babesiidae
Product: Protein BCCIP homolog
Exons: 2
Coding region: 1-867 (288 amino acids)
Cellular component (GO): nucleus
Source: RefSeq, a predicted model, not a curated record